Messenger RNA from Helianthus annuus (common sunflower), 736 nucleotides. RefSeq lists its product as uncharacterized. Bases 5 to 736 code for a protein of 243 amino acids. NCBI's taxonomy places the organism in Eukaryota, Viridiplantae, Streptophyta, Magnoliopsida, Asterales, Asteraceae. The record is from RefSeq and is a predicted model, not a curated record. The transcript has 2 exons.
AUUCAUGAAUAUUGAGAAAAGAAGCAAAGCAAACAACGACAGACCACAAGCGAAGAAGAUGAAUCCAGAAAUAGAAUCUGAUGAUGACUUUGAAGGACCAAUAUCAACUCUGAUAAAAAUUAACAAGAAUAGAAAGAGAUUGGUGGUUGAAGAAAGUUCAGAAGAUGAUGACUUUGUUAAGCCACCCCCAAAAAAGAAAAAAGAUGAGAAGAAAGAAGAUAAGAGGAAAUCAAAGAUACAGACAAAAAAACAUUCAAAAAAGGUGCAACAACCUAAAACAGAACAUAGGGAGUUCUUCAAAUACAGCAAUGAAGCAAUACUGCUGAGAUGCCAACCUAACUCAUAUAUGGAUACUGUUAGAAGAUUUUCAAAAAAACAGAUUGAUGAUGUGAGGGAUAUGGGGUUUGGAUCUAUUCUGGAUAUCAAUAUCAACCAUAUUUCAACACGAUUGGCAUAUUGGCUAGCGAGAAACUUUGAUGAGAAGUUCGAUAAGCUAAACGUAGAAAAACACCAAAUAAAAAUAACAUCGGACACAGUUUACGAGGUAUUUAGAAUACUAAAGGGUCCAAAGAAGGUUGAAAUAAUAGCCGAUAAGAGAAAAGUCAAAAAGCAAGAGAAAAUUGAAAAAAGUCAAGAACCGGGAAAUGCUGUCCGAGUGGGGGCAAAACGCGAGAAUUACCCAUGGCUUAAUUGCAAAUACAAUGGAAAAUCAAAGAGACGAAGGGAGUCUGUUUAA